CCCGCCCCGCCGCAGUGACUCGCUCGGGCGUGGUGGGUCCCGCAGUCCCGUCCCGGCCGCUGGCACAGGCCCGCUGCAGGCAGAGCCCGGAGCCCCGCAUCGCCUCCCGCAGCCCAUCUUUUCGCAGGUCUUCCCCCAGCUAGGAAACCGCCCCGAUGUUCCUCGUCAAGAACUUCCUUGGAGGAGGAGGAGGAGGGGGAGGAGGCGGAGGAGGUGGAGGCUUCGGAGGGAACAUUGGGAAUGUGAUCGGAGGAUUCCUGAGUGGUGGCGGUGGAGGAGGACGGGCUGGAGGUGGGGGAGGCGGUGGCGGAGCCAUGGGCAUCAUUGGAGGAGUGAUCAAUGCCAUCAGCGAAGCAGCAGCUCAGUAUAAUCCGGAGCCACCGCCCCCUCGCAGCCACUUCUCCAACGUGGAAGCUAACGAGAGCGAGGAAGUACGCCAGUUUCGCCGCCUCUUCACGCAGCUGGCUGGAGAUGAUAUGGAAGUGAGCGCCACUGAGCUGAUGAACAUUCUCAACAAGGUGGUGACCAGACAUCCCGACCUGAAGACGGACGGGUUCGGGAUUGACACCUGUCGCAGCAUGGUGGCCGUCAUGGAUAGCGACACGACCGGGAAGCUGGGCUUCGAGGAGUUCAAGUAUUUGUGGGGGAAUGUCAAGAAGUGGCAGUGUGUCUACAAACAGUACGACACGGACCGAUCCGGCACCAUCGGGAGCAGCGAGCUGCCAGGCGCCUUCGAGGCGGCGGGCUUCCGGCUGAACGAGCAGCUGUAUCAGAUGAUCGUGCGCAGGUACUCAGACGAGAACGGCCACAUGGACUUUGACAACUUCAUCAGCUGCCUGGUUCGCCUGGACGCCAUGUUUCGUGCCUUCAAGUCUCUGGAUAAGGACGGGGACGGGCAGAUCCGGGUGAACAUCCAGGAGUGGCUGCAGCUCACCAUGUACUCCUAAGAGCCGGCGCGCCAGCCUGGACCGACGGCCCGGAGCGCGCCCUGGCCUCUCCGGGCUCCAUGCUGCGACCUGGGCCUCUCCACGCCAGCUGCGACCCGCCCUUCUCUUUGCUUUUUGAUUUCCAACCCUCCCCGCUCCCUGGAAGACCAGAUGUCCCCUGCUCUCCAUCCCCCACCCUCGCCAGCUCUCCUCCGGGUCACUUGUGGGGGAGGGAGGGGCAUAAAACAGCUUCUGAUUUCGAGGUAUGUUUGCUGGCAUAUGAUCCACGCUUCAUUGAUCCCUCUUCGGGCCCCAAGGAUCUCCCAGCUCCGGCGGGAGGGGGCAGAAACGAAGCCAAACGCAGCAAUCAAUGGAACCAUUGACCCCUCCCCACGCGCCGGCGGAUUUUAAUUUCUCAUCGGCUCGGGUUCCGGCUCCCUCCCUGGCUGGAAUUUCCUCGGCUGAGUGGGAGCCAACCAGGCCAGUUCCUUCCCUGCAUGCAGUGUCUCCGCCCAGGCCCUAGAGAGGCCGGGCAUGGGCCGGGGCGGGGGCAGGUGGAAAAGCUGUUGACUGGGCAGACACACCUGGCUCUGUCUUCCUUUAGUGGCUAGGUCAUGUAUAGCGAUUUUUUCAGGCUGCUACGGUAGAGGCUUGUGCUUUUUUAGGUCCGGAGGUGCUGGGUUCGAUCCCCGCAGACCACCCAAGCCAGGGAGGCAUCGGAUGGGCAUCGAGUGCCCCCCGCCCCCAAGGGCAUCAGGUGAGGCCGCUGCCUAGCUGGGGCACAUGCAAAUCCGGGGCUGCCCCGUUCGGUCGUGGCAUUUUCGAAGGCAGGAGGGAUGCCCAGGCUGUUGGGGGUUUGCCGUGGAACGUACCAGCUGUCUCUAUCAUUGACGCCCACCGUGUUUUCUAAAGCUCAGUAGAAAUGAUAAUAAAGUUCUAUAAUAACAUGUCA
Molecule: messenger RNA, 1878 nt
Organism: Trachemys scripta elegans
Lineage: Eukaryota; Metazoa; Chordata; Testudines; Emydidae
Gene: CAPNS1
Product: calpain small subunit 1
Exons: 11
Coding region: 156-947 (263 amino acids)
Molecular function (GO): calcium ion binding
Source: RefSeq, a predicted model, not a curated record